AUGGCCUGUGAAUUGAAUCUAAACUUCCUUAAGGAAUUGGAGCGAGAGGCCGUUCUGGAGGUCCUGUACCGUGAUCAAAUGGUGAGAAAAACGGAGGAGGAAAGAGUAAGGAAACUUAAGAUGCAGCUGCAGCAGCUUCGGUGGAAAGGGGCAAGAAAUGUGGGCCAGGAAUACCAGGAAAGAUCUUGUGCUCGCUGUCACAAAUCCCUUGGGUUAUUGAUGAAUAGAGGUGCCGUAUGCAACGGGUGCAGUCAUCGAGUUUGCUCUGAAUGCCGUGUCUGCCUGAAUCCCUACCUGUGGAAAUGCACUGUUUGUUAUGCUGACGGAGAUGUGAAAGUAAAGGCUGGUGAAUGGUUCUUUGAGGAACGAGCAAAGAAAUAUCCAAAUGAAGGCAGACAUGAAACAGUUGGUGCAAAGCUCUUGAAAUCUUAUCAGAAACUGAGUAACAUUUCUGUUGUUCCUCCAACUCCACCUCCUUUUGCUGAAUCCACAGUGGGAAGCAACGUGACGGAACUCUGUCAGACUAAAAGUUUUAAUAAAUCUGUGGAAAACUUGUUUUUGUCUCUCACAACACAUAUAAAAAAAAUCUCUAAGUCCCAGAAUGAUAUGGCUGACAAAAGUCUCCUAACCACAGAUUAUGGGCAGAAUGUGGAAAACAGGAAGGAAAGAAGGAGCCAGUCUGACACUGCCAUCAACAUUACAAAUAGGCUAAAAACUACACCCAGCCUUCAACAGCUCAUCACUGAGUCCCAGAAGGACAGUGAAAUUCUUACCAAAAGGACCUGCAAACAGGAAGAAGAUACAAUAACCAGUCCUGCAAGUGAUACAGUUUUCUGUGAGGGCAGAAGACAUGGGAGUUUGUACAGUCUUAACAGCACUUGCACUGAAUAUGGCAAUUUUGGCAAGGCUAAUGUCACAGGGGAAAUAGAGUUUGCCAUAAGAUACAUCUUCAAAGCUUGCAUUUUAGAAAUCAGCAUCAGGGGAUGCAAGAAUCUGGCUUAUGGAGAGGAGAAGAAGAAGAAGUGUAAUCCGUAUGUUAAGGUUUAUUUACUUCCUGAUAAAUCUCCUCGGAAUAAGCAGAAGACAGCUGUCAAAAAGAGCACAGUGGAUCCAGAAUUUCAUGAGACUUUGAAGUACAAGAUUGAAUACUCUCAGCUGGGAAGCCGGCAGCUUCAAAUCUCCGUGUGGCAUGCAGGAGCACUCAAAUACAGGGUGUUUUUGGGGGAAGUCGUCAUCUCACUGGCAGCGUGGAAUUUCAAAGAUAGCUCAGCAGAGUCAUUCAGCUGGUAUCAGCUCAAAGCCAAGCUUGAGAAGCCUGAACAUAAUCUUGUCCAGUACAGCGGAGAACUCCUGGUGUCUGCAAGACUGUCAAUACCAGCACAGGAUAAAAAUUUCCAGUUUGAAAAGUGGAUGAGAGAAGGAAAAAAAGGCCAAGGAGCUCCCAGCUGCCAGCUUCAGGUUAUGAUAUUUGGGACCAAGAACUUGGCUGUGCCAAGGUCAGCUGGAACAUUGAACUCAUUCGUUAAAGGCUGUCUUAUCCUUCCGGACCAAGCAGAGGUAAAGCAAAAGUCUCCUGUCCUGAAGAAAGAAGCCUGUCCUCAAUGGAAACACUUGUUUGUCUUCGAUGGUGUCAGCCCAGCUCAGCUGCAGCAAUCAUGUCUACACUUGACCGUCUGGGACCAGGCAUCUUUUGGCUCAAGUGAUCGAUUCUUAGGAGGAGCCACUCUUGGUGCAAAGGACUCAUUUGGCUUUACAGACCCUGAUUCUCAGGCAGUGCUUCAGUGGCAGGAAGUGCUCAGCAGCCCAAAUACAUGGAUGGACAUCGCACUUGUACUGCAUUCAAAUCUAGUGAAAGGUAUUCUACAGCAGCACCUGCUCUGGCUUUGGGGAAUAGAGUUACCUGCUUAAAGGGGUGUGAUAUUGUGAAGGGUUUAAUUAAUCCUCCAAAAGGUAAAGAUUUUUUUUGCCUGCGUCUCUAGAUUCAGUAUAAAGUAAGUAUUAUUUCUUCAGGAGUGACAAGUCCAAUCUGAAAUGCAUCAUGCUAGCAAGGCAGUUGUAGCCAGAUGAUA
Molecule: messenger RNA, 2069 nt
Organism: Rhea pennata
Lineage: Eukaryota; Metazoa; Chordata; Aves; Rheiformes; Rheidae
Gene: SYTL3
Product: synaptotagmin like 3
Exons: 16
Coding region: 1-1908 (635 amino acids)
Biological process (GO): exocytosis; intracellular protein transport
Cellular component (GO): exocytic vesicle; plasma membrane
Molecular function (GO): small GTPase binding; neurexin family protein binding
Source: RefSeq, a predicted model, not a curated record